AUGGCAAACUCUUUCAACGACGACAGCGACUUAGAAAGCGUCUUUCAAUGGAUUCGAGAAGGGAAUCAGCAUCUCGCCGACGAAGAUUGGUGCAGGGCUGCCGAACAGUUUGGACGCGCCCACGAAAAAUUAAACGACUUGGCUUUAAGAGCCCAAUCCACGGAUGGUGACGUUGACCCUGAACUGCCAAAGAUUGUGUCCUUAUAUCAUCAGCAAGCUUGCGACUAUCUGCACCGAUCUCGAAAUGCAUUUUUGACCAUGUUGCGAAAAGAAACCGAUCAGGACAAGGAUACGACCGAUGCCGAACCGGCCUUUCGUUCCCUCACGGAAGAGGAGGCCGACCGAAGGUUGCGACUUUUUGUGCAGCUGUAUGGAGGUAACCUUGAGGUAUCAAUAGUAGAAAAUGUGCCAGCUACAAAACCAAUCGCGGACCAAGAAAGCAGUUUGGCGGAUCGAUUGGCCAGUCUCAACGCAUCAUUGCCGCAAGGUUUCAAAACCUCUGACCAACGCAUGCUUGACAUAGACCGGGGAUUGAAUCGCCUUGGGCUAUCUCUAUACUCGAGUCGAGAUGAACGACCAAAAAUUGAAGUGCCACAAUCUGAAGAGGACCAAGUUGCUUCCAUUAUUGCACAGACGAAGGACGAAAUGCGGUUCCAACCACCAGAAGCAGUUUCCUCGAUACCAGCCGUAGAGAUUGAUUCAUCGGUAGAUGAUUCCGAAGACGACGAAGACGAUCAGUCCUCCGCAACAGGGGAAUCGUUAUCACCUGAAGAUCGGCUGGCAAUCCAAGAAAUUGUGGUCGAAGCGCAGACGAAGUUGGCCGAACUCCUUGCCAUGCUAGAACUAGAUCUCAAUGCUGGCGAAGCUCCUCAACCGUUGGAUCAGCCGUCGGCACGAAACAUACUACAGUCCGCCCGCCGGCACCUGCAAAACGCAUCUCGGCAAUGGAAAGAAGCUCGCUUGUAAAGCAUACCUCGAAAACGCGAAACGCUAUUAUUUGCUUUCUAUUUGCGCCACAGCUUCCGGUGGCCGCAAAGAUGGUAGUCGGCACCUUAAGUUCGCACAUUUCGAUCAAAGCAUAUCAAGCGUUAUAGCAUAUAUUGCACUCGAAACCUUCAAAGCGUUCCGAAUAAUACACAUUUGUUGUAUCUUGUUAAAAAAUAAGGCCCUAUCACACAUCC
Messenger RNA from Phaeodactylum tricornutum CCAP 1055/1, 1181 nucleotides. RefSeq lists its product with no specific name. The coding region runs from base 1 to 966 and encodes 321 amino acids. The record is from RefSeq and is a predicted model, not a curated record. The transcript has a single exon. NCBI's taxonomy places the organism in Eukaryota, Bacillariophyta, Bacillariophyceae, Surirellales, Neidiaceae.